ACAGAUACUGUACAUGGGUAGGGUGAGGUCUAGGGAUCGAACCCUGGGUACUGCAUCCGCUACUGCUAAAAGGCAGGCAAGGGGUUGGUUGGUGAAUAAGUGGAUAUAAGUGGAUAAGACCGGACAGGCGAUACAAUAUGGGGAAUCACUGAAACAGUCCAGGGAGGAAAGCAGUCCUGCGGAUCCGCAAGUACGCAAGUAGCAAAGUUUUCUUUCGUUGCUAGGUGGAAAAGGAGUAGAACAGGUCGGCGAGGGAAGGAGAACUUUCUCCUCUCUCUCUCUCUCUCUCUCUCUCCCCAUCUCUACUGAUAUAGGUUUAAUCAGAAAGAGGAGAUCCAGAGGGACAGCAAGGCGCGUAAAGAUUCCUCCCUGUCUAUAUAAAGUACAAGUACAUAUAUAUGUAUGUAUAUAGAUAUGUAUAGAUAGAUAUGUCGCUGAAACUUCGACGAAACAGUUUGUCACCGCCUUUCGUUUAUCAUGCUCUUCUUGAUAGAUAGAUAUAUAGAGCAAUAUAUAUGGUAUAUAGAUAUAUAGGUGGAUAAGAUAGAUAGAUAUAUAGGUAGAUAAGAUAGAUAGAUAUAUAGGUAGAUAAGAUAGAUACACAGAUAGAUAGGUUAAACUUGAAGGUUCACAGGCAAUCUAUGGAUGAAUGGGUGUCUUCUCUAUAAUGAUCUUGUAGGUUCAGGAAUGUGUGCCUGAUACAGCCAUGCUCAGGUUGACCGAUGGGGUUGUGACUAGCUCCGGUUUGCAUUUGUUUUUUGGUUGCGCGCUUCAGAAAUAUAGCUGACUGCAGCACUGCAAGUUAGGAAGUGCUUGUCAUCUGCUGACAGGUGAUCGGUGGUGGACUCGUGUUCGCGUAGAUUCUUUUGUGUGAUUGUGCAGCUGAGCAACACCCCAUUCUGCAAAGGGAGGGGGGGGGCGGGGGGCGGAAUAGGGAGACCCCAGGAGGGGGGAGGACCCCUUUAAUCCAGCUUUCAGUUGCUGGGAAUGGAUCUGGAUGGGGGCGAUGGUCCACUAGUGGGAAGGCAGGAACAAAGGAAUGACCUCCAUCAUGGACGAGGAAUGGAGGGACAAGAUGCCGAUAGGCAGCAACAACAACAGCAACAGGAGGAAGCAGAGGAGGAGGAGGAGGAGGAGGAGGAGGUAGAGUAUGUUGUGCUGGAUCUUGGUACAGAGCUUCAUGGCGCUGGCCUUCCCCAAUUAGGAAUGAUAAAGUUGUAUGGGCUGGCAACCGACACCCCACACCUAGUGUUUCCUGAAUCAGGGAUAGAGCUUACUGGGACGUACGAAGAGACCGUUGGCAGUCAAUUGUUCUUUGAGCCCUGUGCCGGGUCCGGUGAAGGCGAUCGGAAUUGGACAGGUGCGGGCCAAAAGGGCACGGCUGCGCUCUCUUCUGACUCCGAUGAGCGACGGUCAGGCGACACUAAUCGUGUCCCCUCUCGUGCGGAGGAGAAGAGGACAGGUGCAACUUAUGGCACGGCAGGAAUGGAAGCUAAGCUGCCGCCGCCGGUUCGUUUAUUUGGAUUUACGGACAAAAAGAUAAAGUUUGUGAGGUGCCCUCCUGUAGAGCCAGGACUUCCUUUUUUCUGCUCUUCUUUGUCCGUCCCUGCCGUUCCCAGCACGGCGGUUAUGGCUGUCGACUGUCCGUCCCAGAACGUUGUUUAGGCAUCAGCCAUGUGAAUCGUGUUUUAAGUUUUUUUUGGAAAUAAUAAAAAAGUUCCAUUUGC
Chara braunii is the source of this 1727-nucleotide messenger RNA. Lineage: Eukaryota; Viridiplantae; Streptophyta; Charophyceae; Charales; Characeae. The record is from the annotation of a GenBank genome assembly.